Ochlerotatus camptorhynchus is the source of this 1194-nucleotide messenger RNA. It is a transcript of the gene Phyhd1, whose product is annotated as Phytanoyl-CoA dioxygenase domain containing 1. The transcript has 3 exons. The record is from RefSeq and is a predicted model, not a curated record. Bases 219 to 1079 code for a protein of 286 amino acids. Lineage: Eukaryota; Metazoa; Arthropoda; Insecta; Diptera; Culicidae.
UGCUUCGAGAGAUUCGGUCGUUCGUUUACGGGUAAUUCAUAUAGGGACGUGUGGCACCGGGAUUGCGGUUUCCAAAAUCGAAAACAAUUGUGCUGAUAAGACUCGUGAAGAGUGAGCUCAACUUCAGCUGAUAAGCGUGUGCCGUGUCGUGGAUAAGUUUCGGUGCUGUGUGAGCUGUGAUAGAAAACUAGGAAAAUUUCUCGAAACGUCAAAUCACCAUGAGGAACCAGUUGAUCAGUCAGAUAUUGGAAGACGGCUACGCCGUGAUUGACAAUUUCCUGUCUGCAGAAGAAACCAAAGAGCUGCUGGAAGCCGGCCAGAAUCUUCACAAGGAUGCCCCGAAGGAGGAGCGAAAGGUAUUCAGCACUAUCAACUCCAGUGCUACCCAAAGCAGAGAUCGGUAUUUUAUCGAAAGUGGUGAUAAGAUUCGGUACUUCUUCGAAGAAGGUGCCGUAGCUGAAAAUGGAGAACUGCUGGUGGAUCCCUCGGUGGCACUGAACAAAGUUGGUCACGCCCUGCAUACAGAUCAUGCCGUAUUCAACAAGGUCACGUUCUCCAACCGAGUGAAGGAAGUGUGCUGGCAGUUGGGCUUCCAAAAGCCGGCCGUUGCUCAGAGUAUGUACAUCUUCAAAAACCCCGGAAUCGGAGGAGAAGUCAAGCCACAUCAGGAUUCAACCUACCUGUAUACGGAACCUAGUUCGACUAUCGGUUUCUGGAUCCCCCUGGAAGAUGCUACCCUACAGAACGGAUGCCUACACUUUAUCAAAGGAUCGCACCAGAGUGGAGUUCACAGAAGAUACAUCCGCAACCCGGACAAAUCCUCCCCAGAGCUUCUGAUCUACGACCGCCCAGCUCCGCUGUACCCGCAGUCAAACUUCUGUGCCACGCCGGUGAAAGCUGGCUCGCUGGUCCUCAUCCACAGCCAGGUGGUGCACCGGAGCGACGCGAACCGAUCGGACCGUAGCCGGCAUGCGUACACCUUCCACGUGAUUGAAACGGAGAACAGUGAAUAUUCCGGUGAAAACUGGCUGCAACCGCCGGCGGAUCAACCCUUUCCGGUGCUGUUCGAGAGGGAUUGAUCGCGAGUUGUUCUUCACUCGAGAAGCAUGUGCCAUAGAUGAUGUUUAUUUUUUUUGUUUGUUUUCAUUCCUUUAUUUCAAUGUGGAAAUAUAUGUUUUCUGAUUAAGCUUUAAA